GUCAUCCAUCAUUGGCAGAGUCAAAAUGUCAAAGUAUCCGGGGUCGAUGACAUGGUACUACUUCCUAAGAUCACCGAGGAUGCUAUCAUGGAUAAUUUACGCAAGAGAUAUAUGGAUGACUACAUAUACACUUGCAUUGGGCCUGUCUUGGUUUCUAUUAAUCCAUUUAAACAAAUGCCGUACUUUGGCGAGAAGGAAGUUCAAAUAUAUCAAGGAGCUGCCCCGUAUGAAAAUCCACCGCAUAUAUACGGGUUGGCAGAUGAAAUGUACCGCAACAUGUUGAUAGACGUCGAGAGUCAAUGCGUCAUCAUAAGUGGUGAGUCAGGCGCCGGCAAGACGGUAGCUGCUAAGUACAUAAUGGCUUAUGUUUCGAGGGUCAGCGGCGGCGGGGAUCGUGUACAGAGAAUUAAGGAUAUUAUCUUGGAAUCCAAUCCUCUGCUCGAGGCGUUUGGUAACGCCAAGACUAUUAGGAAUAACAAUAGUAGUCGAUUUGGAAAGUAUGUAGAGAUGCAAUUUGGAGAUGGCGGACAGCCUAUCGGCGGUAAAAUAUCAAACUUCCUGCUCGAAAAAUCACGGGUUGUCAAGCAUAAUGGCGGUGAGAGAAACUUCCAUGUGUUUUAUCAACUGACAGCUGGAGCAAAUGAGCAGAUGAAAUCGGAAUUCGGCUUGAGAAACGAACUCGACGGCUGUGAUUAUUUAAUGAAUUGGGACGGUAAUAUUUGCCGUAUGGGUGAUCGAGGAAGUAGCAGUGAUGCCAAAGAUUUUCAAGAAACAUUGAAAGCUUUGAGCGUUAUGGACAUCAAAGAGACCGAAGUAUCUAAUAUACUACGCCUGGUAGCUGGGAUUCUUCACAUAGGGACAAUUAAGUUCCGAGAAAACGGAAAUUACUCCCAAAUUGCAGAUCCAAGAGUGCUAAGAUUGCCGGCAUAUUUGUUAGGUAUAUCAGCAGAAAAAUUGUCCCAUAAACUGAUAUCACGUGGAUUUGAGUCGAAAUGGGGCAGUCAGUCUGAGUCUGUAGAUGUAACUCUCAAUGUCGCUCAAGCACUUUAUACCCGCGAUGCUUUAGCCAAGGACAUAUACGCUCGACUCUUUGAUUAUCUAGUUAAACGAGUGAAUUCGGCAAUGAUGACAACUGGCGAUGCAUUUGAAAUAGCAAUCCUUGAUAUAUACGGAUUCGAAAUAUUCGAGACAAAUGGCUUUGAGCAAUUUUGUAUAAACUUUGUCAAUGAAAAGUUACAACAAAUAUUUAUCGAGCUGACCUUGAAAGCUGAGCAGGAGGAGUAUGUCGCAGAAAAUAUUAAAUGGACACCGAUAGAUUACUUUAAUAAUGCUGUUGUUGUUGAGCUACUGGAAGGUAAACGACCUCCCGGUAUUUUCCUAGUCCUUGACGACGUUUGCGCAACUCUUCAUGGUGGUAGUGAUGCUGCUGACGGUGAUUUACAAAAGAAAUUAUCCGUUGUUGCCAGUAGUCACGCUCAUUUCCACGCUAACGGCGAUGGUUUUGCAAUCUUGCACUACGCUGGCCAAGUUAUUUACUCAGUUGACGGAUUUUGUGACAAAAACCGGGAUGUUUUAUUUACUGACCUGAUAGACCUCAUGCGUACCAGUACUAAUAGUUUAGUACAACUAUUGUAUCCACCGGAAGAGGAAUUAACUAUCAAUAGUAAGACUAAAACACUUAAAUCGAGACCAACUACAGCGGGCAGUAAAAUUCGCAAUCAAGCGAGUCGGCUCGUUGCUCAGUUGAUCAAGUGUACGCCUCACUACAUCCGGUGUAUUAAACCGAACGAGACUAAAAAACCACGUGAUUGGGAUACGCUGAGAGUAAAACAUCAAGUUGAGUACUUGGGCUUGAAAGAAAAUAUACGUGUAAGAAGAGCUGGAUUUGCUUAUAGACGUCCGUUUGCUAAAUUUUUACACAGAUACGCUAUUCUAACGCCUCAAACUUGGCCAUACUGGAGAGGAGAUGAAAAACGCGGUAUCCAAUGGAUCAUGUCCAGCAUUCAGAUCGAUGAGACACAGUACCAGCUUGGUAAAACAAAAGUUUUCGUCAAAGCUCCAGAAAGUUUGUUCAUGCUCGAGGAGGCUCGAGAUCGUAAGUACAAUUAUUACGCCCGUGUAAUUCAAAAAGCAUUUAAAAAAUAUUUUGCUCGUAAACGGCAAGAAGCUGAAAAGCAAGCGGCUACUGAUUUAUUGUACGGACACAAACAACGUAGACGCGCGAGUUUAGAAAGAAACUUUGUCGGAGAUUAUAUUGGUCUGGAUAGUAGACCAGGUAUUAAAAAUCUUCUCGGUCGUCGGGAUAAAAUAUUUUUCGCAGAAGUUGUUAAGAAAUAUGAUCGACGUUUCAAAAUGUGCCGUAGAGAUUUAGUACUUACUGGUAAUUGUUUAUAUUUAAUUGGCCGAGCAGAAAAAACUAAAAAAGAUCCAGGAGCAAGAAGACAACGAUUGAGUGAGGAAGUCAUCAAGCGAAAGCUUACCUUUGAUCAAAUAAGUCACGUGUCACUAAGCACGCUGCAAGAUGAUUUUAUAAUAAUUCAUGCAAAAGAAGACUACGCUAGUUUAUUGCAGCUUAUGUUUAAAACAGAAUUUUUGUCUGCAUUUAGUAAAAAAUACUUUGAACAACUGGGUCACGCUUUGAACAUUAGAUUCAGCAAUAACUUAGAGUUUAAAGUUAAAAAGGAAGGAUGGGGUGGCGGAGGAACGCGACAAGUUAAAUUUUCAAUGACCGGUUACGGCGACGAAGAGACGUUAAAGAUAAACGGAAAAAUCCUGAAUGUUAUUAUCGGUCCCGGUAUGCCAUCGACAUCGAGACCAUCGCGUUUAUCUGGCGCCAGAACAACUGGCACACGUUCAUUCAAUAAUAAUAAUAAUAACAGUAAUAAGUCGAUUAAUCAAAGCAAUAGUAAUGCUUAUCGACCUACUGUUGGAGGAGUAACAUCGAGCAAUAUUUACGAUAACGCCGAUACAAUAGGAAGUAGACCGCCCAUCCCAUCAUCAACUCCCCGUGCGUCACCAGCUGCUGCUGGUGCACCAAUUAAUACUCCCGUUAUUUCCUCGGGCUUACGACCCGCACUGCCUCCAAAUCGACCAAAUAUCCGGCCUGUGCCGCAGCAUAAUCACAUUAACAACGGUAAAGUCCCCGCUCUGUCAGCGACACUCGGGAAAAUUUUGACUAAUAAUCCUACAGGUGGUCCACGUGUCGGAUUGAUAAGAGCACCACCACCUCCUUCCGAUCCGGCACCACCGAAUCAGCCAAUUAUUUAUCCAGGUUACAAUCCUAUUAAUAAUCAAAGACUGUUGAUUAAUCAAGACAAUAAUCAAAUAAGUAAUAGUAAUAAUGAACGUAGUGUUAAUGGAAGUAAUCAUAGUUAUAGUAAUAAUAAUAGUAAUAAUAGAUUUUCUGGAGGACAUAUAAAUCAGUAUGAAGAUCCUAACCAGAGACUAGCAGCGACGCUUCAUAAUGCGAAUAGAAACAAAUUACCACCUAGACCACCUCCAGUAUCACAUUUACCUAAAGUAAAAGCUCUCUAUGACUACCAGCCGCAAGAUUUGGAUGAACUAGGUCUCAAAGAAGGUGACAUUGUUGAAGUUUUGAUGGAACAUGAAGGCGGUUGGUGGCACGGAAAAUUAAAAGGAAAAACUGGACUGUUUCCUUCAAAUUAUGUUGAAAAAAUAUAAAUUUUUGAUUAUUUACAUAUAAACAGAUUGUUAAAAUUUAAGUAGAUUUAUUAUUAAUGUUUAAUAAUUAAAUAAUUAUUCCAAAGAGAUGCUCCAAGCAUCAAAUAUGCGGGUACGUGCAUAAUAAAAUAUGUACACACAAUAAAUAAAUGCAUGUAUAUAAUUAAUAAUUAAAUAAAUUGACAAUUCGUUUAAUUGUUUGUCACAUCACACCGUAUAUUUGCACCGGAUAAAAGUAUGAUAUACAUAAUAAAAUAAAACUUAUACAUUAAUAUUAUUAUUACAAUACAAUAAUAAUAUAAAAUAUUUAAAUAAAAUAAUAUAUUUAAAUGACAAUUUAUUAUCAUAUCCAUCGACGGCAGAAACACUAAAUUGUCUGAUAAUGAUAAUGAUAAGUAUUAAUAAUAGUUAAAUAACAAGUAUCAUAAUAUGUUAAUAAAUAAUGUUAUGAUACUCGCGAAGCUCAAGUCUAUAAUUAUCAAUUAUUGCAUUGUAUUGCUGGCGUCAAUGAACAUUUUUUAUUAUUGUUGUUAUUAAAUAUAUGACAUUUACUCGAUAAAAUGAAAUUUAUAAGGUUUCAUUUUACAUAAACCAAGUACUAAAGUGCUAAAUUAAAAAAAAAUUGUAGGCGAGAGUGGCGGUAUUUACAGAGAUCACUCUUAUAACUAUUGUUUUUAUUUCAAUUAAUUUACUGAAUAGUGGUAAGUUAACUAUUUAAAAUCUAUUAGUCACUCCAAGUAUUUACAGCGUAUAGACCAAGUGUCAAGAUUUA
Molecule: messenger RNA, 4453 nt
Organism: Cotesia glomerata
Lineage: Eukaryota; Metazoa; Arthropoda; Insecta; Hymenoptera; Braconidae
Product: unconventional myosin-Ie-like
Biological process (GO): actin filament organization; vesicle transport along actin filament
Cellular component (GO): vesicle; microvillus; cytoplasm
Molecular function (GO): ATP binding; microfilament motor activity; actin filament binding
Source: RefSeq, a predicted model, not a curated record